AUGAGCCACGUUAUCAACCAAACCAGACCGGAGCGUCGCAGCUUUGUGUCCAGAAUCACAAAUGAGACUAAAAUUCAAAUCGCACUGUCUUUGAAUGGUGGUCAUGUUGAAAUCGAAAAAUCGAUUCUAGGUGCCAAAAAAACUGAAGAUGUAGCAUCUCAAGCCACUAGCUCACAGGUUAUCGAUGUUCAGACAGGUGUUGGCUUUUUGGACCAUAUGAUUCAUGCUCUUGCCAAACACUCGGGCUGGUCACUAAUAGUUGAAUGCAUAGGCGAUUUGCACAUUGAUGACCACCACACAACGGAAGAUUGCGGUAUAGCUCUUGGACAGGCUUUCAAAGAAGCUGUAGGUGCCGUGAGAGGUGUCAAAAGGUUUGGAACAGGAUUUGCACCUUUGGACGAAGCGCUCUCCAGAGCUGUCGUGGAUUUGUCGAACAGACCUUAUGCAGUGAUCGAUCUAGGUCUAAAGAGAGAAAAGAUCGGUGACCUUUCCGCGGAAAUGAUUCCUCACUUCCUUGAAAGUUUCGCCGAGGCUGCCAGAAUAACGUUGCAUGUGGACUGUCUGAGAGGAUUUAACGAUCACCAUCGCAGUGAAAGUGCGUUCAAGGCACUUGCGGUGGCCAUCAGAGAGUGUUUGUCGAGCAAUGGGACGAACGACGUGCCAUCUACCAAAGGUGUGCUAAUGUAA
Molecule: messenger RNA, 687 nt
Organism: Lachancea lanzarotensis
Lineage: Eukaryota; Fungi; Ascomycota; Saccharomycetes; Saccharomycetales; Saccharomycetaceae
Gene: HIS3
Product: LALA0S10e02300g1_1
Exons: 1
Coding region: 1-687 (228 amino acids)
Biological process (GO): L-histidine biosynthetic process
Molecular function (GO): imidazoleglycerol-phosphate dehydratase activity
Source: RefSeq, a predicted model, not a curated record